AUUAAUAUCAAUAGUUGAUCAUCUGCAACUGAUUCAUGUAAGCAUAAUCACAGUGGCUAUGGUUUGCGAUCACCUUGAUAUACCUGGGUGGUGGUGGUGCAGCCACAGCUUGAAGGCCCUUUGCUGCAGGGUUAACAGACAUCUGCAUAGCGUAUCUCUUCGCAUUCCUGUACCUAAGUACCGUUGACAAGUCAUUGUUCGAUACUGGAACAAUGACGGGAGGAGACUUCCGUCAACGACGCUACGCGACUAAAUAGUGGCUGCGCCACAUUUGCGAAGCUGCUGCCUACUUGUUCACAUAAACUUCAUCGCAGCUGUUCAGGUCUUUCUCAAACCAUUGCCAGCAACACAGGAAGGACAAAACAAGUCUGGGGUACGAACAGAUCCAACGCACUGCAAUGGCAAAUUUUGGAGCUCGUCACGCAAUCUGCGAAGACACCAUCGCGCGAUCCCCAUCUAUUGCAGCAUCAACAACAGGCGGCUCCCUCACCAGCUACUUCAUCCCCUCCCAACUCCCGCCUCUCUCUAAAACAUCACCCAAAUACCCAAACCUUGCCCCGCAAACACCUCCAGCAAUUUACAACAGCGACUCCUUCGCCCUCGCGAGAAUAAUCCCCGGUAGCGGAAAAAUCGGGGUCCUAAACCUAGCCUCCGACAUAGAACCAGGCGGCGGCUGGCGCUACACGCUUUCGCGAACGCAAGAAGAGGCCUUGUGCUACUCUAGCACGCUGUACGCUACUUUGAAGCCGGAAUGGUACCCCUGGCCUAAUACGGGAAAAGGGUCUAUUGCAGGCGUCAUGUCCCCCAACGUGGUCGUCUUCAGGGACACGCUAGAUAAUGGGCUCGCCGAGUUGCCUGUAGAUCAGCGCCAUGUCGUGGCUGUCAUGACGGUUGCGGCGCCGUGUCUACCCGCUGUUACGGAGGGAAGAAAAGAUUUCGUUAAGAUGGAGGAUUUGGAGAAUCUGAGGGAGAAGAUUCUGUUGGUAUUGAGGAUGGCUGCGGGAGAAGGAGUUACGAGGCUGGUGCUGGGUGCUAUGGGUUGCGGUGCUUAUAGGUGUCCGCCUCGAGUUGUUGCAAAGGAGAUGAAGAUGGCUUUGGAGAGUGAGGAGUUCGCAGGAUGGUUCGAGAGUAUCGCUUUUGCUGUCUAUGCUGCUGGACCAAUCGGGCAGAAGAACCUGGAGGUUUUUCGGGAAGUCUUUGUAUCUGAAGUCAUGUGAGUGCUAAUGCGCGUACUUGCCAUGCUUGUAAUAUAGUCAAAACUUGGCUCGCUUGCACUAAAGGUUAUGGGACAAGUCUGUAAGAAUAAAGUUUGAUGAAACCUGCAACUAUAUGUUGUCUAAAGAU
This is a messenger RNA of Alternaria alternata, 1344 nucleotides long. RefSeq lists its product as hypothetical. The record is from RefSeq and is a predicted model, not a curated record. Bases 399 to 1217 code for a protein of 272 amino acids. Lineage: Eukaryota; Fungi; Ascomycota; Dothideomycetes; Pleosporales; Pleosporaceae. The transcript has a single exon.